Rodentolepis nana is the source of this 813-nucleotide messenger RNA. NCBI's taxonomy places the organism in Eukaryota, Metazoa, Platyhelminthes, Cestoda, Cyclophyllidea, Hymenolepididae. The record is from the annotation of a GenBank genome assembly.
AUGAUACCAUUACGCCGAGAAAUCGAAAUGAAAAAUUUUGUUGAUAAAGCUUUGAAAGGUGUGUGCCUAGAUAAAAUGAUACCAAAGGGUAUUUCCAGAAUUCGUAUGGCCGUGCUGAAUGAUAUUGACAAGAUCAUAAAAGACAAAUCUAUCCACUUCACUCGCUUUGAAAUGGUAGCGAUUCUCAAUGUCUUCUACUCAUUACUGGACUAUCAGGUACGAACUAUGAAUAAAUUAGAAUUUCAAGAUUUCCUUUAUCUCACGUUGGGGAUUACAAAUAUGGCGGUUUUGUCGGGAUUUUGCCGAGCUGCAAGGAAGAUAUCUCAAAGAGGAAGCUUGAAAGAAGAUGGAAUUUUAGAUGGUCCUACUUUCGUUAAGAUGAUGUCUAUCCUACUACGUGGUACCAUCGAUGAACGAGCACUUUUGAGCUUUUACAUUCUUGACGAAGAUGGAGAUGGUAUUUUAAGUCCGAAAUCUGACCUAUCUAUGUGUUUGAUGGGCACCUUUAACCCUCACAUCUCAGCUUCUGCACCUAAUAUUGAUCCCGAAGAACCCAGUCGGGACACACUGAGGUACUUAAUUAAAAAAAUGGAUAUUACUACGGAUAGUGGCAUUGGAAUCGAGGGUUUUAUUAGGGAAUGUCGUGCAUCACCUUGGCUUGUCGAUGGAAUUUUGCCAACGUUGCCCUCCGAAACGUUCAAUCGCGCCUUCCAGAAUCUGGUGUCCCAAGCACCAAGGCUGCAACCAAUAGAAAACAAUAUAGAGGAACCAAAGAAGGUUGUAAGAAAAAAGAAUCCCAAACCAUUGCAUUAA